AGAGAGAGAGAGAGAGAGAGAGAGAGAGAGAGAGAGAGAGAGAGAGAGAGAGAGAGUGGAGAGCGCGUGAGCUGAACGGAGCGAAUUAGGGUUUUGAAUUCCCAAUUGGAAGGAAAAGGAAGAGUGCGUGAGCGAGAUUGUGAGUUGGUGUGAGAGAGAGAGAGAGGAGAGAGGAGAGAAGAGAGAGGAGAGAGAGAGAGGUCAGAGGAGAGAAAGUGAAGGGCACUGCUCGAAUCCGCCAUUUCAACAUCUUCCAUCAGAAUGUCUGACCGAAAGCUCGUUGUUUUGGGAAUUCCAUGGGAUGUGGAAACUGAAGGAUUGAGAGAAUAUAUGAGCAAAUUUGGGGAAUUGGAGGAUUGUAUUGUGAUGAAGGAACGUUCCACUGGCCGUUCUCGUGGUUUUGGAUAUGUAACAUUUGCUACAGCGGAGGAUACAAAGGCUGCUUUAGCAAGUGAGCAUAUGCUUGGCAAUAGAAUGCUGGAAGUCAAAAUAGCCACACCAAAGGAAGAGAUGAGAACAUCAUCAAAGAAAGUGACCAGGAUUUUUGUUGCAAGGAUUCCACCAUCAGUCACUGAGGCUGUAUUCAGAAGCCAUUUCGAGAAAUACGGUGACAUAACAGAUUUGUACAUGCCAAAGGAUCCAACCACCAAAGGCCAUCGUGGAAUCGGGUUCAUCACUUUUGCAAAUUCUGAAGCAGUGGAUGAUUUGAUGGUCGACACUCACGAAUUGGGAGGUUCAACUGUUGUUGUGGACAGAGCCACGCCAAAGGAGGAAGAUUUCAGGCCAGUUAGUCGAGCACCACCCCCAAGUACUGCAGGUGGAUAUGGUGCUUAUAAUGCUUACAUCAGCGCGGCAACAAGAUACGCUGCACUUGGUGCUCCACCCAUGUUUGAUCAUUCCGGUCAUGCGGGCCCCAUGCAUGGAAGAGGGGAGGCAUCUCGUGGGAUGGGCAAAAAGAUAUUUGUGGGUAGGCUUCCUCAGGAGGCAAGUGUAGAAGAUCUUCGUCAUUAUUUUGGGAGAUUCGGCCGAAUCUUGGAUGUUUAUGUUCCUAAGGACCCGAAGAGAACUGGUCAUCGGGGAUUCGGUUUUGUGACUUUCUCUGACGAUGGUGUUGCGGAUCGUGUUGCUCGAAGAUCUCAUGAGAUAUGUGGACAACAGGUUGCAAUAGAUUCAGCUACACCAGUUGAUGAUGCUGGCGCUGGCCCAGGCCCUGGCCCUAGUGGUAAUAUAGUGAUGAAUAAUCCUGAACCUUUUGGGUAUGGUGCACCUAUGCGCGCUUAUGGCCGAAUGUAUGGCAGCCUUGAUUUUGAUGAUUGGGGUUAUGGUGUCGGUGGCAGUAUGAGUGGCGGCAGACCUACACGCCCUGAUAAUCGAUACAGGCCUUACUGAUCAUCCUUUGAAGACGAUGAAAAUUAAUACUAAUUUCGCUCCAGAUUUGCGGAUUGCUCGUCGACUUUCGGAAACAAAAUGUUUGUACUUGAAAACGACAAAAUUUUCAUUUUUAAGUUGGUAAUGUUGUUUUAUGUGAUAUUUAUGAAAACUUCUGCUAACUUAUGUAAUAGUACAAUUUGGUAUAUUCCUGCUACUUUUUGCUGCUAGAGCAGUAUCUUCCGAGUUGCGAUUGUUUGCAUAAGCUUUUGAAAACA
Molecule: messenger RNA, 1646 nt
Organism: Erythranthe guttata (spotted monkey flower)
Lineage: Eukaryota; Viridiplantae; Streptophyta; Magnoliopsida; Lamiales; Phrymaceae
Product: RNA-binding (RRM/RBD/RNP motifs) family protein
Biological process (GO): regulation of translation
Molecular function (GO): mRNA binding
Source: RefSeq, a predicted model, not a curated record